UCUUCCUCUCUUCAUUACCUCUGUUUGCAGGUUUUUUUGUUCUAUUUUGAGUGUGAGUGCAGCUGGCAUUCCAACAGUUAACAAACUUCAGAGCAGUACCACUAAUUAACAUGUAAAUGGUCCAUGAUGAAGUCCAUUGAUCUUUCCCCCGACCCAACUCAAUCACAAAGAUCAUUUUCAGUUGCACGUGUCUAUUAAUAUAAUACCUCCAAUUUAUCAGUAAAGUAAUGGACUUUAACCCAAUAAUCUCUAUUUCUAAUCAUCCACACAUACAGUAAGCGUACUUGAAGCUAGGGUUAUCUGAACGCGGUACUCCAUGGUAAUUGCGAACGAUAUUAUGGUGUUUUGUCAACCAAGACUCAACGAUUUAACCAAUGUUAGAAGCCUGCUCAUGUGUUUCCAACUCUCUUCAGGGGUGGAUGAGCAAGAGGUUGCGAAGUGGGCUGAUUGUACUGAUUGCAAAAUGGGAUCUCUGCCAAAUGUCUAGCUUGGGCUAUCGUUAGGAGCUAGUGAGCACUCCAUGAGUAUUUGCAGACCCAUCAUCACAGAGUUUAAAGACGGGUUGGUGGGGUGGAAAUCAAAGAUGCUGUCAUUAGGGGGAAGAGUGACUCUACUCAAAUCCGUAAUGGUUAAUUUAUUCAUAUUUUACACGUCACUUUUUCAAAUGUAGAAAGGAGUAAAAAAGAACUUGACAAGAUUCAAAGGCGAUUUCUUAGAAAUGGAAGGAAGAUAAAAAGAAUAAAGUGAGAUGGAAUAAAGUGACCAAGUACAAAGAGAAUGGGUUCUCGGUGCUGCUGACUCGAGUGUUAAAAUAAAACCCUUCUCGCAAAGUGGCUCUGAAGGUACGGAAAAGAAAAAUACAACUUGUAGAGAGAUAAUAGUGGAAAAGAACGAUGAUGACCCCGACUGCCUACUACCGUCGGUUGAGAGAAACAGGAGAGUGUCCAACGAUUUAUGUGGACUGGUCGGUGAUGGCAUUAGUAUUUUAUUCUGAUCAUAAAAGUGGUAUUGAAGGAAGCGUUCCCAAAGUGUUCGCUCUGGCCAUUAAUAAGACGGGGAAGAUACGAGAGUUCAGAUUUUGGCAAGAUAACGAAUGAAAAUGGGAGAUAAUACUGCGUAGAAGGGUUUUUGGAUAGGAGGAAGAUCAGUGGCAGCAGUUUCUAUCCACGGUCAAUGAAUAUCAAUUGUGUGCCGAAAUUUCUGGUACUGUUGCAUGGAAAUGAACCCCUUCGCGUGAGUACACAGUGAGAUUUUUGCAGAACCCAAAUUGAAAAUGGCAACGCUGGUAACAACAUUUGAAGAAAGGUGUGGACUAACUUAGCUCCACUUAAAGUUGAAGCUUUUGUGCGGCAACUCCUCCAUGGCAGGGCGGCUGUUAAGAAAGAACUGGUGAGACGAAGGCUUAUGAGCAUCAGUACAGCGUUUUGUCCCCUUUGCCAUCAGGUAUUAGAGACCAUCAACCAUCUCUGUCUUAACUGCAUUGAAAUGGAAUGCGGUAGUUUUUACUAAAGGCGAAAUCCAAGUGUGGAAGAUGGCAUUUUUUACGGUAAUUUGGUCUUUGUGCUUGCAAGAAACGACAUUGUGUGGGAUUGUGAUCAAACGUACAAAUCAACGAAGCUACGUGUCGUUACAUGGGCAAAGGCCAAAUGGCCGACAGAGUAUGGCAGAACCUUGGACACCUUCAAUGAGCCAAGCCUUGGAACUGUUAUGAGAAUUGCUAAAAAGACAAGACCCGAGAUAGUAUGGGAGAAUCCGGAAGAAGGUACGAGGAAGUGUAACGUGGACGGAGCUGCGAGUGGGUGCCCGGGGAAGCUGGUAUCGGCGGGAUCCUUAGGAACUCCACAGGAGAGUCCAAAAUGAUGUUCUCCAAGUCUAUAGGUAGGGGAGACUCUAAUCUUGCUGAAGUCCUAGUCAUAAGACGGGCGUUUCUGCUGUUCUCCGCAUCCAAUUGGAGCUGUUCCCAUUCAUUGGUGGUCCAAAGCGACUCCUCAAAUGCUGUUAAAUGGGUACAGGAACCUAACCUGGCCUCAUCGAGGAUGAGAAAGCGGAUACCCCAUGUUGAGAUGUUAAAGAAAAGAGUGACAAAGUGGGAAAUUAAACAUGUCAGGAGGGAGGCAAACCAUCAAGCUGACAGUCUUGCCAAAUCAGGUAUAGGUAGGGAAGUUGAAUUGAUUAAUGUGUGGGAGGAUCAUCUAAAUAGAAUUUCUGAACGGAGAGGAACCUUAACUGAUGAGUCUAUUCCAGGAUAACUAUGGCUGCCCAGGUAUGAAAAGUUUUCAAUGAACUGUGAUCGUUGAAUCAAGCAUGCUCUAGGCUGGAGUCGAGGUUUUUGUUUUUGUUGAUCUAUGUUUGGUCUGCUGUGUUUACCUCCUUAUUACAAAGUGUGGAUCCGUUUGCUGUUUUGGGAGUGCUUUUUAGGCUGUAAAGUGUGUAUAGGGGAUGGUCUUUUGUAUAGCAUAGAGAUGCUUGUAUUCUGUGAUUAUUUUGCAACGGUAUACCCCUGGCCUUCGUAAAGGGCAUCUGGUGGGGAGCUCAGGCUCACCCUGUUUUUAUCUUAUCACAUGACUGGUUUUUCUCUUUGUAGAUGGUGUUGGUUCCAAUGGCCUCGGCAGAACCUCUUUUUCGUCUGGUAUGGCUUCCUCAUUCUUCCUUGGUGUCUGUUUGGGUUGACUUGUGCUUCCUGGCAACAGGGUAUAACCUGGUUUUGGAACUUCUGGUCUUAACUUUCUCUUGUUACUAUUGGUCAACAUUUUCAGUGGUUUUUGACUUAUUGGAAUAUAGUGUGGCUUUGUUGUCUACUGGUUAAAUGGGAGUCGAGGUGGUGACAAGGCUGCUGGUAACUAUGAUGCGGAAUUUUUUCAGCCUCUGUUUUGUGCUUCCAGCGGAGAGCUUUGGUGAUUUCAGUCUUAAGCUUGUUGUGUUGUGUUGUGGUGGGUUAAUUUUCUAAUAGCUGUUGUCAAGCUCUGUUUAUCCGCAACAGGUAUUUGAUGAUUCACCUCAUUGGAUGUCAAGCACCGCCCAAGGUGUGAUUUUGACCUCCGCUGAAGGGGUGGUUAGCUAUUUGCUUGUUCUUUUUGGACUAUUUGUAUGUUUAUUCUGGCAGGAAUGAGUAACCUACUUAGAAGUUUGACCCUUGUUGGGAUUCACUUUAAUGAAACUUGUAUCUUAACCUUCUUAUAUGGAAUUCAUUAUGCUUUUCAAAAAACAAAACUGGGUAAGUGCUUUACUAUCACAAGGGUUGAGGCGAAAGGAAUGGCACAUUCUCAGCAGGUUCCACUUAUAAAUAAUUGCUGGUGGUGUAGGGGAUGUUGAAGAGAGGGAGGAUUGGAAAUGGUUGUGGCGUUUUAAGCGUCAUGAAAGACACUUGUUUUUUCUUUGGCUUUAUUUGCAGGAUAAUGUUUCGGCAAAUGUGGUUCGAUUUCGGAGAAAGCUAACUACAAUGCAAAGUUGUCCUCGACGUGGCGCUCAAGUUGAAGACCUUGAUCACAUUAAUAGAAGAUGUUGGGUGUCUAAGGAGGUAUGGGCGCACCGUGCUCAGGUUCUUAAUGUGCAUGGUUUCUUCUCGGUAUUUUUUAAUUUUUGAAUUUAUUUUAAUACGAUGAGUAAGUUGUUUUACUCUAAUGACAUUAGUUAUGAUUCUUUCUUCUCUAUGGCUAUGUAAUACAUUCGGAAAGCACACAAUCCUCGGUUCUUUGACAGUUGAAAUACUGAUAUUUCUGGUCUUUUUCAUAUUAUUGUUAGAGCAAGGAGAGAUGUAUCAAUAGCCUUUAGGAAGAAUAUAUUAGUGCGAUAAUUCAAACUCCUGGAUAGAUUUGUGAGAAAAGCCUCUGUUUCAUGUUUAUAAAUGAAAUACUGAUGCGGCCAUUAAGAACCACACAAUAAUUGCAAAUGCAGGCGGACUUGUUAGAGAUUGGAAGGCAACCAUGGAUUUUUGAUUCCAUGAUUAACAUAGGUUGAACAAAUAGUCUGCUAGCAGAUAUUUGGGCUCUAAAAGUAUUGGGAGUAAGGCCUGCAGAAUUCAAUUCUAAGAAUUUUAGUGGAUUUUUUAAGAAUAGUAUUGAGAAUGGUCAUUUGGAAAUAACCUUGAUAAUUUUUUUUAACAUAUAAUGCUUUAUUUUGAUCAAUAAAAUUUUAGCAUUGUAUUAUAUUAUAUAUAUAUAUAUAUAUAUAUAUUAAUCAAGUCAGGAUAAUCAAAUAUAGAAAAAGGGAUGUAUCCUUCUUUUCAGUAAGGGCCCUAUUGCGUGAGCAUUGGUGAGCAAUGUUCCUUACCAUUCUAAAUAUAAUAUUCAGCAUGGUAUGGGGUGGUUCAAUGGAUGGAGAGGAAAGAAGCAGGCUUGGGAAUGAGUUCAGGCAAGUUGUGGUAGAGUUUGUUGAAUUGUUAGGAGUUCCUAAAAUUCUGAUCUUUUUCCUUUUCUUACUCGCUUCGAUUUGCUACGACAUCAAUCCAGAAUGAAGAAGGCUUUGAUGUGGUUUGAUGAGAUUUUUAAUGAGUGAUAGGACACUCAUGAAAGGUUGAUCAACCUGAUGUCGGAGAGGGCAAGAGGAAGGAAGAAAGCAAGGAUUUGCUGCAGUUGUUGGUGCUGAACCAACAAAGAAACUAUAAAGCCUCAUUAUCCAAUAACGAAGUUUUAAGGCUAUGCUGCUGGACUUUUCAAAAAAAAAAAAAAGGCUAUGCUGCUGUGUCCAUUACCGUAAAGUGGACAAUGACAGGGUUACUAGUACAUCUGGAUAAUGUGGGAAGAGUUGAAGAACUGGCUAGAGUGAUUGGAGACCAAAACAUUGUAGAAGAGUCUCAUCUUCCUCAACUUGUCUAUUUGGAUGCAGCAAUAAACCUACACCCUCUAAGGAGAAAACCCUGGAAAAACCCAGACCCAAGAAGAGAGAAUGGUGAUAGGGCUUAGGCAGUUCAUGGCAAGAGCCGGCAACGGUGGCAGAGAGCCUGUUCUCGAUUCAGAUAAUGGUGAGGAGCUUGUUCGCAUCCCCAUCACACUUGGCAAGUGGUUUGGCUGAGUGAUGUGGACAGUGUAAAAUGGCUAUGCCAUUGGUUUCAUGUCUCUGUUGCUGCAACUGUUUCAAGGGUUCCAGAAGCCUGCCCUUCUCCCUGUAUUUACACUGAGAUUGAAACUGAAGCUGAUGAAGAUGAGUCUGAGGACUCAGAUUCAGAAUGUAAUGAGGUUUUAGGUUUAUCCAAGGUCACAGAGAUGAGGCUUAUUCCUUCAGUGGAUUCUCUGUUUCAGAUAUUCUGUUAGUGCGUUGAGCUAAAUCCGGAGCCUAUUGAAGCUUCAAAUAAAAGACCAAUGCUUUCAGGAUGCAGAAGAGAUGGAACAAUAAGGUUGCUGUUCUAGCCUGCGGGGACUUAUCAUGGUGCAGCAAUGAUAACGCUGAGCAUACCUUCAUCAGAGCGGCAGCAACUCUUUUGGCAGCCGCGCUAGCCAUUGUCUGCUAUGCAUGGUGGGUUCAGAAAUUCACCAAGAGCGUGCCGCCCUUGCCACCAGGUCCUCCAGGCUUGCCUAUACUAGGAAACCUUCCUUUCCUCCAACCUGAUUUGCAUCGAUACUUUUCCAAACUGUCUCAAAUCUAUGGCCCCAUUAUCAAACUUCAGCUCGGAAGCAAGACCUGCAUCGUUGUAAGUUCAGCUUCAGUUGCCAAAAAGGUCCUCAAGGACAACGAUGCUAUCUUUGCUAACCGUGACCCUCCAACGGUAGCUAUAAUCGGCACGUAUGGUGGAUGUGACAUGGCAUGGAGAUCUAAUUGCCCCGAAUGGCGUAAGCUGCGUAGGCUUGUCGUUCGUGAAAUUAUGACCAAUACAAGCCUUGAUGUUUGCUCUGCGCUGCGUCGACGAGAGGUUCGAGAAAUGGUGAAAGAUAUUUAUGGGAAGGUUGGCUCACCUGUUAACAUUGGUGAUCAAAUGUUCCUUACCAUUCUAAAUGUGAUAUUAAGCAUGCUAUGGGGUGGUUCACUGCAUGGAGAGGAAAGAAGCAGGCUUGGGAUUGAGUUCAGGCAAGUUGUGGCAGAGUUUGUUGAAUUGUUAGGAGCGCCUAACAUUUCUGACCUUUUUCCUAUUCUUACCCGCUUCGAUUUGCAAGGAUAUCAAUCUAGAAUGAAGAAGGCUUUGGCGUGGUUGGAUGAGAUUUUGGAAUCAGUGAUAGCACACCGACGAAAGGCUGAUCAACCCGAUGUCGGAGAGGGCACGAACAAGGAACAAAGCAAGGAUUUUCUGCAACUGUUGUUGGAGUUGAACCAACAUGGGGAUUAUAAAUCCUCAUUAUCCAUAAAUGAAGUUAAGGCUUUGCUGUUGGAUAUGGUUGUCGGCGGUACAGAUACAACAUCUACUACUAUAGAGUGGGCGAUGACAGAGUUACUACGGCAUCCAGAUGAACUAAGAAGAGUCGUUGAGGAAUUGGACAGAGUGGUUGGAGCCGGAAACAUUGUAGAGGAGUCUCAUCUUCCUCAACUUGUUUAUUUAGAUGCAGCAAUAAAGGAGACCCUUCGAUUUCAUCCGCCUCUUCCCUUGCUAGUACCUCGUAGUCCCAACACGACUUGUACUGUGGAUGGAUAUACCAUCCCCAAAGAUUCCAGAGUUUUAUUUAAUGCAUGGGCGAUGCAGAGGGACCCUGAGCUUUGGGAAUGUCCUCUUCGAUUUGAACCUGAGAGAUUCUUGAAAGACGCUGAGAAAGGCAACUAUCUAGGGAACAAUUUCCACUUUAUUCCGUUUGGAUUUGGGAGGAGAAUUUGUGUUGGAAUUCCUUUGGCAGAAAAAAUGGUGACGCACGUCUUAGCUACGCUGUUGCAUUCUUUUGAAUGGAAAUUACCGGAUGGAACAGAGCCUGAUAUACAGGAGAAAUUCGAAAUUGUAUUGAAGAAAAUGGAACCACUAGUCGCCAUACCCGCUGCACGACUACCUAGUUCAGAGCAGUACCAAUGAAGAUGUGUAUCUUGUUUCUCUUUACCAAAAAAAUAUAUGAACCUCCUUGUAAGCAAUACUUGUGAUAACUUUGCACAUUCAAUAAUGAAUAAUGACUUCCCCAUGGCCAUGGAACUUUUAUUAA
Molecule: messenger RNA, 7049 nt
Organism: Theobroma umbraticum
Lineage: Eukaryota; Viridiplantae; Streptophyta; Magnoliopsida; Malvales; Malvaceae
Product: cytochrome P450 monooxygenase 76AD94-like
Molecular function (GO): heme binding; oxidoreductase activity, acting on paired donors, with incorporation or reduction of molecular oxygen; iron ion binding
Source: RefSeq, a predicted model, not a curated record